Scylla paramamosain (green mud crab) is the source of this 1220-nucleotide messenger RNA. RefSeq names its product required for excision 1-B domain-containing protein-like. The transcript is spliced from 6 exons. The coding region runs from base 738 to 1220 and encodes 160 amino acids. The record is from RefSeq and is a predicted model, not a curated record. Lineage: Eukaryota; Metazoa; Arthropoda; Malacostraca; Decapoda; Portunidae.
ACAGGCAGUGACUUGCGUGGCCGCAGUUCGUGUGUACGUACGUUAAUAAAAAAACGUACAUGGACACACACAAAUACACGUGUGCGUCAAAAAGUACACAUGACAUGACUACAUCCAAUACUUGUGUGUGCGUCUCUCUCCAAAGUGUACAUGUGCGUGUGUGUACGUAUUAGUGAAGACCUCAUGUACGUUAUCAAGAGUGUACGUACAUAAGUGUCUCCCCUCGUCGGCCCCUGCCCCCCACCACCACCAUCACCACCACGCCUGCCCACUCUCCUCCCAUAAACCACGCCCCCUCCACGCCUCCCCUCCCCCUCUGUAGCUCAGGAGGGGAAGAGACAGGAGGGAAUGGGAGGAGAGAGGAGGGGAGAGGAGGAGGUGGUGAGAUAAGUGCUUCCAUAAGUGAGAUGCAUUCCAUCUCCUGUCAUGUGCUCCAGACCAAUCCCUUACCCACACACCUAUCCCUUCCACCCACACACCCAUCCCUCCCACCCACACACCCAUUCCUCCCACCCACACACCUGUUCUUGCAAGCCUGGAUGACAUGGCCUGGAUGACACCACCUGAGUGACACCACCUCUAUGAUCCAAGAUGAUGACGUCACGACGCUGAGCAUCCCAGGUGAGGCAGGCGAGGCAGGUGUGUGGCGCUGUAAUAGUUGGACUGAUUGGUGCGAGAAGAGAGAGGAGGAAAAAAGGGACGUAAAUAAGAGGAGGUGAUCAGAAACACAAAGCGGCAUGCGAGAUCAGCCUGAGGUGCGUCAGGAGGGGCAGGAGGCGGCCGCCCUAGUGAGCCGCUUCAACCAGCUUCAGGAGGAGCGAGUCUUGACCUAUCGCCGCUUGGAGGAUGGCCACAAGGUGUAUCUUGCCUCAGGGCCACAGUACGACUUCCCAACCUACCGUCAGUGUGUGCAUGAGGCGACCCAGGCCUUCAGUAGGGUGUCUGACGGGGUGCUGGAGGUGGAGGCUGAGCUGCGCAAGGCCAACCACACUGCCCUGGCCAACAUCAUUGAGGCCAUCCAGGAGUGUGAGAGGAGAAAGCUGGAGCUGACGGUUCACCAGCAGCUGGCCAGGCAGAUGGUGGAGGAGGUGGGGAGUGGAGAGCUGGAGCAGAGCAAAGUGAGGGAGCUGAGAGGACAGUUGGGGAAAGUGGUGGAGGACAUCAACGACCUCCUCACUGAACUGCGCUAUGAGGCAUGGGGGGAUGGGGAGGGGGCUUAG